Thunnus maccoyii (southern bluefin tuna) is the source of this 6415-nucleotide messenger RNA. RefSeq names its product interferon-induced very large GTPase 1-like. NCBI's taxonomy places the organism in Eukaryota, Metazoa, Chordata, Actinopteri, Scombriformes, Scombridae. Gene Ontology annotation, molecular function: GTP binding; ATP binding; protein kinase activity. The record is from RefSeq and is a predicted model, not a curated record. Gene Ontology annotation, biological process: protein phosphorylation.
CCUCUAAGCCAAAAUAAAAACAUUAGUCCCUCCCCAGUGCUUAAAAAAUAUUUGACAUGUCUCCUCAGUCUUGCGCCACACCCCUCCCUCUUAAACAACAAACAGCCGCUUAUGUUCAAGCCAAUGAAAGUGAAAGUGUCUUCACCAGUAGAGAAAAGGGACCUGUAAUGGCGGACCGCCUCGGUAUAUGAAGGGAAGUGCUGCGUUUUAUCAGGAGAGAUAGACGCCUGAACAACUGAUUACUGCAUGACUGAAACCAACUCCUGGAUAGAAGAAUGUAUUUUUAACAUGGAUGAGUCUCUUCUACAAAGGUCCCUUUAUUGCACAAGCUGGAGCUGAACGAACCUGCCAAUCACAGAGCAUGAGGUGGCAGUCAUUCCACUAACAUGGAGAAGUACAAACUGGUGGAGAGAAUUGGGAAAGGUAGAUUUGGAACGGCCAACCUUGUCAAAUCCAAAGAGGAUGGACACCAAUAUGUCAUCAAGGAGAUAUAUGGCAUAUCUAGAAUGUCACCUGAAGAGAGGCAGAAUGUUCAAAAAGAAGUUGAAGUCCUCGCCAACAUGAGUCAUCCCAACAUUGUCCAGUAUAAAGAGUCUUUUGAAGAGGAGGGCUGUCUGUGUAUUGUGAUGGACUACUGUGAGGGAGGAGACCUCUUAGAGAAGAUCAACUCUCAGAAAGGAGAACUUUUCUCAGAAGAACGAAUCCUGGACUGGUUUGUGCAGAUUUGUCUGGCAUUAAAGCACGUCCAUGAUAGAAAAACCCUCCACAGGGACAUUAAACCACAGAACAUAUUUUUGACAAAAGGUGGGACUGUACAGCUCGGGGACUUUGGAGUUUCAAGGGUGCUGAACAGAACUGAAGAACUGGCAACAACAGUCAUAGGAACACUAUAUUACCUUUCACCAGAGAUCUGCGAAAACAAACCAUACAACAACAAAAGUGAUAUUUGGGCCCUCGGCUGUGUUCUGUAUGACAUGUGCACUCUUAAGCCUGCAGCUGGCAGUAUGAAGGACAUACUUCUGAAGAUCACCCGUGGCUCAUACCCUCCUGUGUCUGAUCGCUACUCCCAAGAACUGCGUUCUCUCUCUGCACAGCUGUUGAAACACGACCCUACAGAGAGGCCCUCAGUCAGCAGCAUACUGGAAGAACCUUUCCUCUCCUGUAGGAUACAGAGGUUCCUCACACCAAAGAUCAUUGUCCAGGAAUUUGGCCAUGAUUUUCUUCACAAGCAGCAACCAGUCUUUUUGAACUUUCUCUCCAAACUUGGACUGAAGAAAUUUUAUCUCAACAAGCUCACUCUUCAGUCUCUUCUGGAAAUCAACAAAAACAGCAUUUAUGAUGAAACUGUUGAAUCACUGGAGGAAAUACCAUGGUGCUUUCUCAGGAAACUCUCUCAAAUCAACGCAGAAUGCAGAAACUGCACAAAAUUAUCAAACAAUGAUGAUGAUGAAGAUGAUGAUGAUGAUGAUGAGGAAAACAAUUAUCUCUUUGACUUUGGCCUGGUCACUGCAGAUGACUCUGCAGACAACAAGGUUAACCCUCUUGACCUCAUAGUCGCACUCUUUCUUUGUGCUGACAGCUUCUUGCAACAGGAAAUGGCCCUCAAGAUGACAAUGUGCCAGUUUUCUGUCCCACUGCUGUUGCCUCAUGGUGAUAACAGUCAGUGUUCCCUGAUGCUGUGGGCUCUGAGAGACAUCGUCAAAGAGUGGUGUCCACAUGAUUUGUCUGAAUCAAGAGGAUUUGUUGAAGACAACAUUGUCCAAGCAAAUAUACCAUUCUUUACCUUUGUGAGGCUGAAAAACUGUAGUUUGUCCAAGUCACGGAUGUUGAAUCAUGUUCUCAGUCGUGGCCAACAGAAUCACAACAUCUUCAUACACAGAGAUAUGGAAGGAGGAGAACUUAAAAGAAUAAUUGCCAAUGGUUUGGUCGAGGUUUGCUGGUACCUUCCCUGUGGCAAAAAAAAUCUUGACAUAUUUCCAGAACCAGUUGCCUUUGCCAAUUUGAGAGGAGACAUUUGUGAGUCACUCGCACAAUUCAAUUUUCUUUAUCAAGUGUCAACUGCGACCUUUGUGUUCCUGGACAAAGUUGAAGAAAAUGAGCACAAGAUUCUGACUUCUCUUCAAGAUGUGAAAUCCAAACUCUUCUUGAUUGUUAAUCGCAAGGACAACUCUAGAGAGGACAUGAUGUCUGUCAAGACAACAGUGAAAGAGUUAGAGCUACCAAAAAGCAGUGUGAAAAUCAAAGACUCAAAGGUAAAUGUUGCACAGUUUUCAGAGAAACUUUGUGUGUCCAUCAAGACCUCACUGCCAGAUGAAACUCCCACAUUGAACAUUGUCAAUAUGGUUGGAAAAGCUGUUGAACUUGGUCUAUCUGUGGAUGAAAACAGAAGUUACAAACAAAAGAAAGCAGUUGAGGAGAUCAUGAUUGACAUUGAGGGGCGAAGUAUACCAGACUACAAGAAACAACAACUUCCUUUGCAGGGAGAUAAGUGGAAAAGAUUAUCACAGUUAGAGAAGGAGGAGUGUAGAUUGAAAUCUGGUGACUCAGGACUUGAACAGAAUAAAUUCCAGCUACAGGAAAAAAAACAAAAGAUUAGGGAGGAGCAAAGCAAACAAAAACUGUCCAAAGGAAUGAAGAGUUUUAUUAAAACUUUAUCCACAAGUGACAAAGAAGACAGAGAUUUUUUUCUUAAGUGGAUGAAACUCAAGUUUAACACACAUUCACGGAGGAAACUGUCUGAGCUGCGCAAAAAAUUCAAAGAGCAAUGUGAGAAGAAAGAUAAAAAUCUCAUUGCAGAGUUAGAUCAGGCUUUGAUGGAGAGCUCUUUAGGAGUAGAGCAUUACAUGAGAGAGAUGGGACUCAUCUAUGAGUUCUCAAUUUCUGGCUCAAGAAACACUGCUGAUGAAAUAUCUCGUCUCCCUGGUUUGGCUGCUGAAAUGCUGUUGGAUGGAUAUCCUUUAGAGCUCUUGGAUGGAGAUGCUUCCAACAUCCCAGAGAGAUGGGUGACAGAUGUGCUGAUGGAGCUUCACAAGAAGGUUGGAGGGAAGAGCAGACUGUUAGUACUGACUGUGCUGGGUGUUCAAAGUUCAGGGAAGUCAACACUCCUCAACACCAUGUUUGGUGUGCAGUUUCCUGUCAGUAGGGGCAGAUGCACAAGAGGAGCUUGUAUGCUUUUCCUCAAAGUUGGAGAGGACAUGAAACAUGACUUGAAUUAUGAAUUCAUAGUCCUCAUUGACACAGAGGGUCUAAAAUCUCCUGAUUUGGCAGAACUAGAAGAAAGUUAUGAGCAUGACAACCAGCUGGCAACCUUUGUGAUUGGUUUAAGUGAUGUCACCAUCAUUAACCUCACCAUGGAGAACUCAACAGAAAUGACAGACAUCCUGCAAAUUGCAGUUCACGCCUUCUUGAGAAUGAGACAUAUUGGUAAAAAGCCAGUUUGUCAUUUUGUGCAUCAAAAUGUUGCUGAAGUUUCAGCUCAUGAAAAUACCAUAACAGAUAGAAAACAUCUCUUGGACCAGCUCAAUGAAAUGACACAAAUUGCAGCUGAAAUGGAAGGGCAGCCCUCUAUUACAGCAUUCACAGAUGUGCUGGACUAUGACAUGGACAAAAACCACUGGAACAUCCCAGGACUCUGGCAUGGAACCCCUCCGAUGGCAGCAGUGAACACAGGUUACAGUGAAAUUGUAGCAGAUUUCAAGAAAAAUAUUUUGACAACAGUGAAAACAGACCAAAGCAAUGAGGUCUCACAGAUCCCAGAGUUUCUAGAAUGGAUGAGAAGACUCUGGAAAGCAGUGAAAUAUGAGAACUUCAUCUUUAGUUUCAGAAACACUCUUGUGGCUCAGGCCUACGACAACCUUUGCAAAGAGUUCAGUCAAUGGGAAUGGCAGUUCAGAAAAGAAAUCCUCUCCUGGCAAACAGAAGCAGAGAUGGAAAUCUUAAGUUCUGACAAUGAAGCUGAUAUUCAAACUUGGAGCAUUUUGGUUGAAUCAAAAAAAUCAGAGGUGUCAGAAAAAAUAGCAACUGAAGAAAGAAAAAUGAAGGAGAAACUUACAAACUACUACAAAAAGAAAUACCAGAAUGUAAAUCUGAUAGAAAAAUACAAAACUGACUUUUUCAGCAGCAUCAGUAGUGUUGCAAAGGAAAUCAGUAAUUCAGUGAACAAUAAACUGGAUUAUGCACUUGAGCUGAAAAUAAGUUCAAAAAAGGUUCAAGACAUUCAGAAGGAAUACAGAGGCAGGGUUGAAGACGAGGUCAUGAAGCUCCUGAGUGAAUGUAAAAACUCUGAUAAACUGUCUGAUGAACAGCUGACACAUGAGUUUGAAAAGAUGUGGACUGAAGCCACUAAAAAUGUGUCUGGCCUGAAAGAGCGAGAUAUCGCAGCAAGUGUCCUGAAACAGUUGAGAAGAAGUUUCUCAAACCGGAAUGUUGAUGCGAAAUUCCAAAACAUUAGAGAUCUAAAGGAAUUUGGGAAGGAUCGAUUUAAAACCAGACGUGAACAUACUGACUCCUGGAUGAAGAAGGCUGGAAAUCUGUGGAAGGGAGAUGCAGAUCUGCAGAACUUUGCUGACAGUGUCAUUGAGUCUUGCACACGGUUUGUGUUUGAUAAAGCAAAGACAAAGACAGAUUACAAUGACUCUUUUACAAGGGAUCUUCUUGAGAAAAUGGAUGAAUCCCUUGAUCAGAGUCACAAACAUCACAAAACAAAUACACAGUUUGAGUUUGACCUGAAACUUCACAUGUGUGGCAUUGCCUCAAGGGAAUUCCUCAAAAUUCACCAAAAAUUCUUGUCAGAUAAUGAUCCUCGAAUUCAGCUGCAGAAGUACAAGAAUCAGUACUUGUCAGAUUUUCUUGAUUUAUAAAACAGAGAUGAUUGUCAGCGCAAAGCAAAUGAUUUUGUCCAGUUUUGUAUCAAACCUGCUGUGGAAGAGUACAUCAACAGAUCUCUGGGAAUAAACAUCGUGGAUGAAAUUUUGACAAGUUGUCAUUCAGUAGAGUUCAGUUCCCGCUCCUUUUUCCAGUACAACAUUCAGGAGGAGUUGCUGCAAAAGGACCACUUUGACAGUUUUGUCAAGUACAUUUGUAACUAUGAAAUAUAUGUGAAGGAUUGGAUAUUUCAGCAUAUCCAGCAACAAAUGUCAGAAAACAAAACUUUGUGCAAACUGGAACAAAAGAAUCUGAAGGUGAUAGUUGACAAAAUCACAGCAGCCUUAGAGCAGGCCACAAAAGGACCAGAUGGUUUUCAACUGCCAGACAACAAUGAAAGCAUCACAGAGCUCAUCAGCAACAUGCGGAAGUAUUUGAUUAAAGACAUCUCAAUUUCAGAGGAGGCUGAAAAAAGAACCUUGUUUCAAAUCCAAAGCACAUGUCAUCCAUUUAUCAACAGCCUGAAAAUGUCAAUAGAAGACUUGAAAGAACAGCUUCAGGAGGAAUUCUCAAAGUCUGAAAACAUCACUGAGACUCUGGACAAACUUCCAAUCAAACCACAGGAUGAGCUUUUCAAAAGAGUGUUUGGUUGUGGAAAACAAUGUCCAUUUUGUAAAGUUCCCUGUGAGGCUGGAGGCAAAGAUCACAAGAAGCAUCAUGCAGCUGUUCAUCGACCACAAGGUCUUGGUGGACGCAGUUAUGAUGGCACUGCUAAGCUGGUUGAAACACUGUGUACAACUGAUAUACAAAGUGAACGUAGAUUUAAAAACACAGAGACUGAAGGAGAGUGGCAUCCUUACAAAGACUACACCAAGUACUAUCCAGACUGGCACAUUCCUCCAGAUCCCAGCAUGGAGACAUCUGACUACUGGAAGUUUGUACUGGUAAAAUACAAUGACAGAUUUGCUCAAGAAUAUAAGGCCAAGCCAGCUGAUGUUCCAGAGGCCUGGAGGAGAAUCACAAAGGAACAAGCACUGAAGGGGUUAAAAGAUGCCUUCAACAUAAAGUGAACAAUGUACAAAUGUCUUUAAAACAACAAAACAAAACAAAAUUUGAAACAUACAAGAUUUUUUGAAACAAAAAUGAACUUUUUUGAGAGGAGCAAAAGGACAUGAGGACUUAACAUGUAAAAGAGCAUUUUUUAAAGUUUUUGUAGUGUAUUGUUUUUUUAUGUAAAUGACUUUGUGGUUCACACUCAAAUUCAGACUAAAGCAGCUGCUGACAGUGAAUACUGUGACAUCCUUUGGUCUGGUGAACAUGAUGAACGGCAAAUGAUGAGUUGAACAAGUUGAAAAGCUGGAAAUAAUUAUGUUAGACUGUUCAACUUUUUCUAUAAUAUUUCUUUUACUUAUUAUUUUGUGUUUUUAUUUUUUGGAGAUGUUUUGUUUUCUUCUCUCAUGAUUAAUGACUGGUGUUCAUGAUAAUGAUAAAGAAAAUGAUGAUGUACAACAAAGAUCAUGUAAAAAAGACAAAAAGUUUUAUGUUUUUAUUU